AACUACAGUACAAUUAUGGUAGAGUUGUUUAUUAGAGCUUAUAGUCAUAUAGCAAGUGAAGUCACACCACAAAGUAUGGUCGUAUGAUGGUUGUAGUCUUAUGGCAUUACUAGUAGCGGUUUUGACUAAUUUAACUAUGCCUUUCAAGAAGGUCAAACGAGAUGACACACAGCUAGUCCGGUCCCGAAUGGUUACUGUCGAACCAGUGUUGUUACUUGGUAUGCUAGCCGUAAGAAUUCUCUGGACGCUGCGGACGCAAUACACGAAACUUCGUGUAUCGGAAAGUUACAAUGUGACGUCUUCGGUAUCUAAAGCCAAUGGAACUUGUUCUUCGAAUGAAAGUGAUCGAGAUUCUGAAAUAGACAGUCAAAUUCAAUCAGAGACGUCUCUUUUAGUAAUGUACAUGUCUGUGGCAGAGUGUCUCCCACCGUUGUUUGUGUCGAUGAUCGUCGGGUCGUGGAGUGAGGUUUACGGCCGUAAAUUUGCGAUGUUGAUCCCGUCUGUUACAUUCGUUGUUGUUUGUGGUUUAUACCUCGUUGUUGUUUACAUGAAACUAAGUGUUUACUUUCUCAUUGGUGUCAACUUAAUCCAGGGUCUUGGUGGUGAUGUUGCUCUGUUCAACGCAGCAUGCUUCACAUACAUGGCCGAUAUUACUCAAAACAAGUCGCGAAUGUUUCGUAUGAUAAUUUUAGAAACAGCAAGUUAUGCAGCAUCUGGACUCUCUCAGGUUUUUCUGGGUUACCUCUUGAAAUUCAGGGGUUACAAAGCUUCAUUUUGGUUGGCAUUUUCUUUAAGUCUUGCUUGUGUAAUAUGGAUCAUAACUCCUGGACUACUUAAAGAGUCCAAACAAACACAUCAUGUUAAAGGAACGGUGACCCAUGGUUCUAGUGGGGAAAGGGAAUCUCCAAAGGCAUUGUGUAACCAACUUAAACAAAUUCCAAAAGUAUUUGGCAAAAGAGAUAAUGAACCUCGGCGUCAAUAUAGACUGAUGAUCGUUUUGGCCAUUUACUUCAUAUAUGUGCUAAUUUGGGCAAGUUUUACAUCACUUGUAACAAUCUACGGUCUUGGUCAGCCAUUUUGUUGGUCUCCUGUAAUUGUUGGAUACUACAGUGCAGCGGGGGCUCUCUUUCCAGGACUCGGAAUGUUAAUAGGCGGAAAAUUGCUGAGUCUGUGUUUGAGUAAUUUGUGGAUUGUUCAAAUAAGUUUUAUGUCGUCAAUAGCUCAGGCUAUGUUGUCUGCUGUUGCACCAAACACACUGGUUCUAUUAUUGUCAACAGUGGCAGGGUCCCUGAGGGCACUUGCAUCGCCUUUGACGAAAACCAUGACUGCUGAUCUUGUUUCUGAAAACGAACAUGGUGUAGCAUUUGCAACUUUAGCCAGUGUCCAAUCCAUCGCAGGAUUCCUGUCACCUCUUUUGCUGUACUCAAUAUACUCAGCUACGACAUCGUUUCAUCGACAAUUUACGUUCUACCUCGUUGCAGUAUUAUGUACAGUACCCAUAUGUCUUACCAGCGUACUCCAAUUGACAUGGAAAAACACUGAAUAUUCAAAGAUUGUAAAUAAUGUGGAUCAAUCGAGAGAAGACCCUGAAGCCUUCAAUUAUGAAGUUGGCCCAAACGGAGAAGAAGAAGAAGAAGAAUUGCACAAUAAGUCUAAGAUAAAUUAG
This is a messenger RNA of Anneissia japonica, 1666 nucleotides long. RefSeq names its product proton-coupled folate transporter-like. Bases 101 to 1666 code for a protein of 521 amino acids. The transcript is spliced from 6 exons. Lineage: Eukaryota; Metazoa; Echinodermata; Crinoidea; Comatulida; Comatulidae. The record is from RefSeq and is a predicted model, not a curated record. Gene Ontology annotation, molecular function: transmembrane transporter activity. Gene Ontology annotation, cellular component: plasma membrane. Gene Ontology annotation, biological process: transmembrane transport.